Messenger RNA from Colletotrichum destructivum, 2514 nucleotides. Its product is annotated as Putative oligopeptide transporter, OPT superfamily. The record is from RefSeq and is a predicted model, not a curated record. Gene Ontology annotation, biological process: transmembrane transport. The transcript is spliced from 5 exons. Bases 1 to 2514 code for a protein of 837 amino acids. Gene Ontology annotation, molecular function: oligopeptide transmembrane transporter activity. Gene Ontology annotation, cellular component: plasma membrane. Lineage: Eukaryota; Fungi; Ascomycota; Sordariomycetes; Glomerellales; Glomerellaceae.
AUGUCGGCCCCCGCUUCCGACACCAUCGUGAUGGGUGGACUGAACCCUGUUGAGGGCAAGGUCGUCUCGGUCCCCUCCCACCAGGCUAUCAAUGAGAAAGACAGUAUCGAUAAAGCAGCUAUCGGCAAAGAGCUCGCUUCCGAAAUCCAAGCCGUCCCAGUUUCACCGCCGUCUGAUGGAGACAACCACGAGAAGGACGACAACAGCGAUGACGCCAUCAUCAUCACCGGCGCGGACGCCUCCCGAUUUUUGCUGCCGCUCCGCGACGAUUUCGAUCCAUCUCUGACUUUCCGGAGCAUGUUCCUGGCGACCUGUCUUUCAGCCUUCCAAGCAGUCAUGAGCCAGAUUUAUACGGUAAGCCAACGAUCUGGGGGGGAUUAUCACGCUCGGACAAAAGCAAUCACUAACAAGACUCACUUGCAGUUUAAACCAACCAACGUCACUAUCUCCGGAACCUUCAUCGUUCUCAUUGGAUAUUUUGCCGGCAAGGCAUGGUCCAACGUUCUUCCUCGAGGUGACAAACUUGAGGCUAGUUGGAGAGAGAAGAACAACCAGGUGGAUCUUCCUGCGUGGAUCAAAUUCUUCAAGUUCAUUAACCCUGGGCCAUGGGGUUUGAAAGAGCAUGCCAUCUGUUCUAUCACCGCCACUUCCGCAUCCAACGCCGCUGCUAGUAUUCAAGUUUUCGCCGCACAGGAUCUCUUUUAUGAUUUACCCUUGAGCGCAACAACUGUUGUCUUGACAGUCAUCUCGAUUGGUCUGUUUGGCUACGGCAUCUGCGGAGUGAUGCGCCCCAUCGCUGUUUGGCAUGUCGAUGCAGUGUAUUGGGGCACUCUCCCUACAGUCAAGACUCUCCAAGGGCUUCACUGGCAGGAUUUGAAAAACUCAAAGCCUCUUCGGUGGUUCUGGUACAGUUUUGCUGGCAUGUUCGUGUAUGAGUUCUUUCCUGCGUACAUCUUCCCUUGGCUGAACUCGGUUUCGAUCCCUUGCCUGGCUGCAAUGAAUGCUACAGGUAGCAAGGCUGCAGUCCUCACUAACCUCUUCGGCGGUUCCAUCAACAACGAAGGCUUGGGAUUAUUCACUCUUUCUUUUGAUUGGCAAUACGUAAGUCAUCUGUCUAUACAGGAGAGGCAGACGGAGCUAAUUUCGAAACCCAUUACGCAGAUCACUUCUUUCACUACCUCUCUUCCCCUUACUCUCCAAGCUCAUUCAGCUGUCGGGUUUUUCAUCUGCUUCCUUGCUAUGCUUGGUAUCUACUACACAAAUGCCUGGGAUGCAAAGUCGCAACCCUUCAUGUCGACACGGCUUCGAUCCGAGGAUGGUUCAACAUAUCCUAUUGCCAAGGUCUUUACAGGGGGCGUUCUCAAUCAAGAAGCCCUUGCAAGAUACGGCAUCCCCAGACUCACAGGAAGUUUCGCGUAUGCCAUGUUCAUGGCUAAUGCUGCUAUUGGUGCUCUGGUUGCUCACUGCUUCUUCUUCUGGGGCGGGGAUGUCAAGCGGGCUUAUCAAAGCGCAAAAAGCGGAAGGUAUGACGAUCGCCAUCAUGAUCACAUGACGAAACACUACAAGGAGACCCCGUGGUGGUGGUAUGUCAUCGUGCUUGUCAUCAGCUUCGUUCUUGGUCUUGUCGUUGUCUGCACCCAGAACGUCACGCUUCCGGCAUGGGCUUACGUUGUCUCACUCCUCCUCGGAAUCUUCAUCGCGCCGUUGAGCACGAUCCUCUACUCUCGUUUCGGCAAUGGAAUUGCAACAAACAACCUCUCGAAGAUGCUGGCAGGUCUCAUCCUUCCUGAGCGACCCAUUGGCAAUAUGUAUUUUGCUGCUUGGUCGCACAACGUCAUCUCGAACGCUGUUAAUCUUUCCAACGAUUUGAAAAUGGGAGAAUACCUCAAAAUUCCCCCUAGAGUCAUGUUCCUCACCCAGAUCUAUGGAACAAUCCUGGGUGGUUUCAUCAACUACGCCGUUAUGAUCUCGAUUGUCAAUGGCAAUCGUGAGCUUCUUGUCAACAGCGAUGGUAACAGCUCUUGGAGCGGUGCAACUAUGCAGUCGUACAACACCAAUGCCACCUCUUGGGCGCUUGCCAGAUACUUGUACAAGACUGGCGGGCGGUACUCACUUGUGCCAAUCGGCUUAGGUGUUGGCUUUGGUGUUGUCAUCAUCCACCGUAUCAUUGCAUACUUCGUUCCCAAGAUCCGGGGCUAUUCUUUAUCGGAGAUUAACCUGCCUCAACUUAUCCAAUACGCGGGCUACAUUCCUUACAACGCGUCCCAGACUUGUGUUCUCUUCAGCUCGCUUAUCAGCGGGUUCUUUGUUCAAUUUUACCUCCGCAACUACCGGCCGCGUAUCUUCAAGGACUACUCAUACCUGGUCACAGGUGCAUUUGAUGGGGCGAGUCUGACUGUUCUUUUCAUUCUAUCGUUUGCUGUCUUUGGAGCUGGCGGUCCAUCCAUCCCUUUCCCAACCUGGUGGGGCAACAAUGCUGGUGGUAACUACGACCAUUGCCCGGCGGCGGAGUAG